Molecule: messenger RNA, 1652 nt
Organism: Prosopis cineraria
Lineage: Eukaryota; Viridiplantae; Streptophyta; Magnoliopsida; Fabales; Fabaceae
Exons: 2
Coding region: 103-1251 (382 amino acids)
Molecular function (GO): nucleotide binding
Source: RefSeq, a predicted model, not a curated record
CAAUAUUUUUAUUCCAAAACUCUUGUGGCUGCAACGCAAUCGUUCGACGAUUUCUUCCCGCCGCUCCUGUCCUCCAUCUUUCUCUGCCCAUUGCCAACUCCAAUGGCGGAAACCACAAUCCGAUUUGGCAUCCUCGGCUGUGCUGACAUCGCCCGCAAGCUCUCGCGUGCCAUCACUCUCGCCCCCAACGCUACCCUCUACGCCGUCGCCAGCCGCUCCGUCGACAAAGCCACCGCCUUCGCUUCUGCCAACGGCUUCCCCCCGGGCUCUAAGAUUUACGGCUCCUACGAAGCUCUCCUUGACGACCCCGACGUCGACGUCGUCUAUGUCCCGCUUCCUUCUAGCUUGCACCUGCACUGGGCCGUCCUCGUCGCUCAGAAGAAGAAGCAUUUGCUGCUCGAGAAGCCCGUGGCUCUCAACGCCGCUGAGUUCGAUAAAAUCAUCGACGCCUGUGAAUCCAAUGGGGUGCAGCUCAUGGAUGGCACCAUGUGGAUGCACCAUCCCAGGACCACUAAAAUGGCCGAGUUUUUGUCCGACGAGCGCCGUUUUGGUCGACUCCAAAAAGUACUCGCCGUGUUUACAUUUGGCGCUGAUCCUGAUUUUCUGAAGAAUAAUAUUCGUGUGAAGCCAGAUCUCGAUGCCCUUGGUUCUCUUGGCGACCUAGGUUGGUAUUGUAUAAGGGCAAUCCUCUGGGCUGCCAACUAUGAACUACCCAAAACAGUCAUAGCCUUGCGUGAUCCUCAGCUCAACGAAGCUGGUGUAAUACUGUCUUGUGGAGCUUCUCUGUACUGGGAAGAUGGAAAAUCUGCAACCUUCCAUUGCUCUUACUUAUCAAAUCUGACAACGGAUAUGACCGUUAUUGGGACAAAAGGAUCACUACAUGUUCACGACUUCAUUAUCCCUUACCAAGAGAAGGAGGCUUCAUUCUCUGCAGGUUCAGGGUCUAGCUUUAAUGAUCUUGUGACAGCAUGGGCUGUGGAGCCAAGCGAGCAUGUAGCAACCACAGAGCUGCCUCAGGAGGCUCAAAUGGUGAGAGAAUUUGCCCGUUUAGUGGGGGAUAUCAAAUUUAAAAGCCUGAAGCCUGAGAAGAAGUGGCCAACAAUUAGUAGGAAGACACAGCUUGUGGUGGAUGCUGUGAAAGCUUCGAUCGACAAGGGUUUCGAGGCUGUUCAUGUUCAGGAGCAAGCGUCUGUGGCUGUUUUAUCUGGACUUGAUUAUCUGAAGAAAAAUCUGCUGGGGCAAUCUACCUGAAUAAACCAUUCGGCAAAUGAUGUCAUGUCUGCCUAUGUUUGCGUUCAUUUCUGCCAUCCCUUCAAGAAAGGCAUUGUUGUUGUUGCUUGGUUGAACGAAAACCAAUUCCUUGUUUGUGAGCUGCAGACUGAUGGGCUGUUAAAGGCAGGCCAUGUUGUUCCUGUCUGGUUUUUCUCUAAUGAGCAACCAGAUAUUUUUUGCUUUAGUUUUUUUAGUCCUGAACUUUCACUUUGUUUGCACCAAUAAAUUCACGUGGCAAAUACAUGUCACAGUUGGGAGUUGUGUUAUGCAUUAUCAGAAAAAAUGCAUGGCCUUUGUUUUGUCUGUAUCAAAAAAUUAUUUAAUUUUGUUUUCCGAUAUGGUUAUGAAUAAGUCAUAGUGUGUGAAAGUAAUUGGAUAUC